AUGGUCCUCCGCAUCCGCCUUGCCCGCUUCGGCACCAAACGCAAGCCCGUCUACAACAUCGUCCUGGCGCAGGCCAAAUCCGCACGCGGCAAGAAACCAAUCGAAGUACUGGGCACGUACAAUCCGAUCCCUCAAUUACCGCUCGCGACCCCAGAUACGCCCGAAUUCCUGCCGCACGGCGAGAAGUUCGUCCCCAAGAAGUUCAAAGAUAUCCAGCUCGACAGCUUGAGGACGAAAUACUGGUUGGGUGUGGGUGCGCAGCCGACGGAGCCGGUCGCAAAGUUAUUACAUUUGAUUGGUUUGAUCGAACCGAAACCCUCGACGACGAAACAGCAAAAUACUUCACCGACGAUACAACCUCCAGCCUCGAAAUCUCCUCCAGCGGACGCAUUAACGAAUUGA
Molecule: messenger RNA, 402 nt
Organism: Exophiala viscosa
Lineage: Eukaryota; Fungi; Ascomycota; Eurotiomycetes; Chaetothyriales; Herpotrichiellaceae
Product: 30S ribosomal protein S16
Exons: 2
Coding region: 1-402 (133 amino acids)
Biological process (GO): mitochondrial translation
Cellular component (GO): mitochondrial small ribosomal subunit; ribosome
Molecular function (GO): structural constituent of ribosome
Source: RefSeq, a predicted model, not a curated record